Molecule: messenger RNA, 6541 nt
Organism: Gorilla gorilla gorilla (western lowland gorilla)
Lineage: Eukaryota; Metazoa; Chordata; Mammalia; Primates; Hominidae
Gene: NHSL3
Product: NHS like 3
Exons: 7
Coding region: 1357-4464 (1035 amino acids)
Biological process (GO): cell differentiation
Source: RefSeq, a predicted model, not a curated record
ACUAGGUUAACACAUGUUUGCUGAUCAAAUGAAUGGAUACAACCAUCUUGUUUUUUUCUUUUUUUUUUUUUUGAAAUGGAGUCUUGCUCUGUCAUCCAGGCUGGAGUGCAGUGGUGGGAUCUUGGCUCACUGCAGUCUUCGGCUCCCAGGUUCAAGAGAUUCUCCUGCCUCGGCCUCCUGAGUAGCUGAGAUUACAGGCAUGCACCACCACACCAAGCUAAUUUUUAAUUUUAAUUUUAGUAGAGACAGGGUUUCACCAUGUUGGGCCAGGCUGAUCUCGAACUCCUGACCUCAAGUGAUCUGCCCACCUUGGCCCCCCAAAAUGCUGGGAUUACAGGCGUGAGCCACAGCAAUCUUAAAAAGAGGAGUUAUUGGCCUUAUUUUCGUAUGAGAUCGUGACUUGUGUGAUGGAGCUGGAUUUGAACCUCGACCUGACUUCCUUUCCAGUACUUCUCCACCUCACCUCCUUUUUUACUGCCUUCACCCAUGGACUGUUUCUUGGCUAAUUGUGUUCUCCCUGCCUGGUGAUCCAGGACAGAAUCACUGACAGCGUGGGGCCAAUGUGAAGAAUUCCAGGCUAGGGGAGAAGGAGGUCUGCUUUGAAGUCUAGCCUCUGCAAGGUUAAGUGUGAUCUUGGAGAGUUCACUGUGUUUCUCUGGGCUUCUGAUGUCACAUUGCCAAAGUAGGAAGAAAGUCCUUUGGAAAGUGUGGGGCUGAACCUGUGUAUGAGGGGCUGUACUGCCAGCCACUGUGGUUCUGCUCUGGGCAUCUCCCUGGCUUCCCAGGACUGUGUCCUGGGACUGGCCCCUGCCCCUCUAGGGGCCUCUGCCCACAGCCUUGCCAUCCCACUAGCAGCUCUGGGCUCCUGCCUGGCUGCUGCAGGCUCUGAGCUCUUUCCCCAGGGCAUUACGCUAGGCAGCCAGGAGGCUUGCAGGUGGGCACCCUGCCAAGUCUAGUCUGGUGGCCCCUCCACCUACCAUCUGGCAGCUGGGACCCCUGCCUUAACUCUGGACUUGGGGGCAGGGUGAGUGAUCUGCUACUGGAUUGAGUAUCUUCGGUCCUCCUAAUCAUACUCUACUGGAGCAGAGCACCCACGGACUCCUGGCCUCAGUUUCCUUUCUGUGCCCCUGCACCCCAUUUAAGGGGCGGGGUCGGCAGAUGGGCGGUAUAAGUGGCGAAGGUGGGAGGAGGACAUCGAGAGCAGCCCCUCCCCCUCCUCUGUCUGGAGCCGGUGCUCUGCGGCGGGGCGGGAGGGCUCGCAUCCCCAUAGUGCUGGGUUACAGUGAAGGUACGCCCCGCGCUCUGCUCUGGAGAGGCAGGGUGGGGUAGGGAACGUCUCGAGUGGCGCCCGCAGUCAUGGUGGUGUUCGUUGGCCGCCGCCUCCCGGCGCUCCUAGGGCUGUUUAAGAAGAAGGGCUCUGCCAAGGCUGAGAAUGACAAACGUCUAAGUGUAGGGCCUGGCCAGGGGCCAGGGUCUGCAGUGGAUGAGCACCAGGACAACGUCUUCUUUCCCAGUGGGCGACCCCCCCACCUGGAAGAGCUGCACACUCAGGCCCAGGAGGGGCUCCGCUCCCUACAACACCAAGAGAAACAGAAACUGAACAAGGGUGGCUGGGACCAUGGAGACACCCAGAGUAUCCAGUCCUCCCGGACGGGGCCGGAUGAAGACAACAUCUCCUUCUGCAGUCAGACCACAUCCUACGUGGCUGAGAGCUCCACAGCAGAGGACGCGCUCUCCAUCCGCUCGGAGAUGAUCCAGCGCAAAGGCUCCACCUUCCGACCCCAUGACUCAUUUCCCAAAUCUGGAAAGUCAGGGCGGCGUCGGCGGGAGCGGCGGAGCACUGUGCUGGGACUCCCGCAGCAUGUGCAGAAGGAGCUUGGCCUGCGGAAUGAGCGUGAGGCACCAGGCACGCCCCGGGCUCCUGGUGCACGGGAUGCCGUACGCAUCCCCACAGUGGACGGCCGCCCCCGAGGCACCUCAGGGAUGGGGGCCCGGGUGUCCCUGCAGGCACUGGAGGCGGAGGCGGAGGCUGGUGCUGAGACAGAGGCCAUGCUGCAGCGCCACAUUGACCGUGUCUACCGGGAUGACACCUUUGUUGGCCGGUCCACGGGCACCCGGGCCCCACCAUUGACCCGGCCCAUGUCCCUAGCAGUGCCUGGAUUGACAGGAGGGGCAGGGCCUGCAGAGCCCCUGAGCCCGGCCAUGUCCAUCUCCCCCCAGGCCACCUACCUGUCGAAGUUGAUUCCACAUGCUGUGCUGCCGCCUACAGUGGACGUGGUGGCCCUAGGCCGCUGCAGCCUGCGCACACUAAGCCGCUGCAGCCUGCACUCGGCCAGCCCAGCCUCCGUCCGCUCGCUGGGGCGCUUCUCCUCCGUCUCCAGCCCACAGCCCCGCAGCCGCCACCCAUCCUCCUCCAGUGACACCUGGAGCCACUCUCAAUCCUCCGACACCAUUGUGUCUGACGGUUCCACCCUCUCCUCUAAGGGUGGCUCUGAGGGCCAGCCGGAGAGCUCUACGGCUAGCAAUAGCGUGGUACCCCCUCCCCAGGGAGGCAGUGGGAGGGGCUCUCCCAGUGGGGGCAGCACUGCUGAGGCCUCAGACACACUCAGCAUUCGGAGCAGUGGGCAGUUGUCUGGCCGGAGUGUGUCCCUGCGUAAGCUGAAGCGGCCUCCACCCCCUCCCCGCCGGACCCACUCCCUCCAUCAGCGGGGCUUAGCAGUGCCUGAUGGGCCGUUAGGGUUGCCCCCUAAGCCUGAGCGUAAGCAGCAGCCCCAGCUGCCUCGGCCACCCACCACUGGUGGCUCAGAAGGGGCGGGGGCAGCACCCUGUCCACCCAACCCAGCCAACAGCUGGGUACCUGGCUUGUCUCCGGGUGGUUCCCGGUGCCCCCCACGGUCCCCAGAACGGACACUUUCGCCCUCCAGUGGAUACUCGAGCCAAAGUGGUACUCCCACCCUCCCUCCCAAGGGCCUGGCAGGUCCCCCUGCUUCCCCAGGCAAGGCCCAGCCCCCUAAACCAGAGCGUGUCACGUCCCUUCGCUCCCCUGGGGCCUCUGUCUCCUCUUCCCUCACGUCUUUAUGUUCCUCCUCCUCUGACCCAGCCCCCUCAGACCGCUCUGGGCCACAGAUAUUGACCCCCCUGGGUGACAGGUUUGUCAUACCUCCUCACCCCAAGGUGCCUGCCCCUUUCUCCCCACCUCCCUCCAAGCCCAGGAGCCCUAACCCAGCUGCCCCUGCUCUAGCCGCCCCUGCUGUGGUUCCUGGGCCUGUUUCUACCACUGACGCCAGUCCUCAGUCCCCUCCCACUCCCCAGACAACCUUGACUCCACUGCAGGAGUCUCCUGUCAUCUCCAAAGACCAGUCACCCCCACCUUCCCCACCCCCAUCUUAUCAUCCACCCCCACCACCCACUAAGAAGCCAGAGGUGGUUGUGGAGGCACCAUCUGCCUCAGAGACUGCUGAGGAGCCCCUCCAAGAUCCCAACUGGCCCCCUCCCCCGCCCCCUGCCCCUGAGGAGCAGGACCUGUCCAUGGCUGACUUCCCCCCACCAGAGGAGGCUUUUUUCUCUGUGGCCAGCCCUGAGCCUGCAGGCCCUUCAGGCUCCCCAGAGCUUGUCAGCUCCCCAGCUGCUUCGUCCUCCUCAGCUACUGCUUUGCAGAUUCAGCCCCCGGGUAGCCCAGACCCUCCUCCAGCUCCACCAGCCCCAGCUCCUGCUAGUUCCGCCCCAGGGCAUGUGGCCAAGCUCCCUCAGAAGGAACCGGUGGGCUGUAGCAAGGGCGGUGGGCCUCCCAGGGAGGACGUAGGUGCGCCCCUGGUCACGCCCUCGCUCCUGCAGAUGGUGCGGCUGCGCUCCGUGGGUGCUCCAGGAGGGGCUCCCACCCCAGCACUGGGGCCAUCGGCCCCCCAGAAACCACUGCGAAGGGCCCUGUCAGGGCGGGCCAGCCCAGUGCCUGCCCCCUUCUCAGGGCUCCAUGCUGCCGUCCGACUCAAGGCCUGCAGCCUGGCCGCCAGUGAAGGCCUCUCAAGUGCCCAGCCCAACGGACCGCCUGAGGCAGAGCCACGGCCUCCCCAGUCCCCUGCCUCAACGGCCAGUUUCAUCUUCUCCAAGGGCACUAGGAAGCUGCAGCUGGAGCGGCCCGUGUCCCCUGAGACCCAGGCUGACCUCCAGCGGAAUCUGGUGGCAGAACUCCGGAGCAUCUCAGAGCAGCGGCCACCCCAGGCCCCAAAGAAGUCACCUAAGGCUCCCCCACCUGUGGCCCGCAAGCCGUCUGUGGGAGUCCCCCCACCCGCCUCCCCCAGUUACCCUCGAGCUGAGCCCCUUACUGCUCCUCCCACCAAUGGGCUCCCUCACACCCAGGACAGGACUAAGAGGGAGCUGGCGGAGAAUGGAGGUAUCCUGCAGCUGGUGGGCCCAGAGGAGAAGAUGGGCCUCCCGGGCUCAGACUCACAGAAAGAGCUGGCCUGACCACCAGGCACCUCACUGGCACUGCUGACCCAUCCCAGAAACACAAUCUCAGGGACCCGAGCAGCUCCAAGGACGAGAGGAUACAGCAGACACAACCUAAUAGAGAGGGCGCCUGCAGCCUUAACCUCCACGGCCUUCGAUACUUAUGCAAGCCUGGUGUUGCUCCUGUCCUCCGAGUCAUCCCGCGCUCAUGCCUUUUCCCGAAUGGGUUCACCUCCGGCAGUUGCCGCUUCAGUCUUGGCCUUAGCCUCAUCUUGAAGGGGGUAGCUGGCGGGAGAGGGUGGCUGCGCCCCCUGCUGGCCCUGAGGCCGCAGAGUUGGGAGCAGGACACCUCACCUGAGUUUCAUUUUUUUUCAUGUCCAAACCAUGCACAUACUAUAGUCCAGAAUCAAAGCACUUUUGAAAAGUGGCUGCAUGGCCAUCCUCCAGGGCCCAGGAAGUUGCAUUCCAAGGGCCUGUUUACAUGGCAGCAGAAUCCAUCCCCGACAGUCAGCCCAUAGCUUGGGAUUGUGCCCUCCUGCCCAAUCCAGUUUACUCCUCUUGGUUCCUGAAGGUGGCCAAGUCAUUGUGUUCCCACAGGCUUCUCUAGGCUGGGGGCAGGUGUGGGGCUGUGGAAUUCCAAAGCACAAAAGGUGCAGAGGGGAUUGGCCUUCCUGUGCCUCAACUCACCAACCACCCUCCUGCCUUCCAGUUCUGCCAGGUGCUCCAUGCUGGGGACAAGUAGGAGACUGCCAGAGCCCAAAGAAAUGGGUGAGCAGUAGAGUCAUCUCGGGGCACUUGGCAGUGUCAAUCACCUGCCCCUUGCCUCCUUGACCACACUGGGGUGGGUGGGCCCCCAGCACUUCAGAGGCAGGAGCCUUUGGGCUGAGCAAGCACUGAGGAGGUGGAUGGAAGGGAGCAUCUGGAGGCGGGGAGCUUCCUUGAGCAGUGGGCUCAGGCCUGGCCCUCCACACUUCAUUCUCUGACCUUUCUCUCUCCUCGUUUCGGUGCAUGUCCUUUCUGCAGCUGCCUUUCAGCACAGGUGGUUCCACUGGGGGCGGCUAACGCUGAGUGACAAGGAUGGGAAGCCACAGGUGCAUUUUACUCAAGUCUUCCCUAGUCAGUGAGGGGCACCCAGUGCUUCUAGGGCAGGCUGGGUGGUGGUCCCCUAGGUAUCAGCCUCUCUUACUGUACUCUCCGGGAAUGUUAACCUUUCUAUUUUCAGCCUGUGCCACCUGUCUAGGCAAGCUGGCUUCCCCAUUGGCCCCCGUGGGUCCACAGCAGCGUGGCUGCCCCCCAGGGCCACCGCUUCUUUCUUGAUCCUCUUUCCUUAACAGUGACUUGGGCUUGAGUCUGGCAAGGAACCUUGCUUUUAGCUUCACCACCAAGGAGGGAGGUCGACAUGACCUCCCUGCCCCCUCACCAAGGCUGGGAACAGAGGGGAUGUGGUGAGAGCCAGGUUCCUCUGGCCCUCUCCAGGGUGUUUUCCACUAGUCACUACUGUCUUCUCCUCGUAGCUAAUCAAUCAAUAUUCUUCCCUUGCCUCUGGGCAGUGGGGAGUGCUGCUGGGUGUACGCUCCACCUGCCCACUGAGUUGGGGAAAGAGGAUAAUCAGUGAGCACUGUUCUGCUAGAGCUCCUGAUCUACCCCACCCCCUAGGAUCCAGGACUGGGUCAAAGCUGCAUGAAACCAGGCCCUGGCAGCAACCUGGGAAUGGCUGGAGGUGGGAGAGAACCUGACUUCUCUUUCCCUCUCCCUCCUCCAACGUUACUGGAACUCUAUCCUGUUAGGAUCUUCUGAGCUUGUUUCCCUGCUGGGUGGGACAGAGGACAAAGGAGAAGGGAGGGUCUAGAAGAGGCAACCCUUCUUUGUCCUCUGGGGUAAAUGAGCUUGACCUAGAGUAAAUGGAGAGACCAAAAGCCUCUGAUUUUUAAUUUCCAUAAAAUGUUAGAAGUAUAUAUAUACAUAUAUAUAUUUCUUUAAAUUUUUGAGUCUUUGAUAUGUCUAAAAAUCCAUUCCCUCUGCCCUGAAGCCUGAGUGAGACACAUGAAGAAAACUGUGUUUCAUUUAAAGGUGUUAAUUAAAUGAUUGAAACUUG